Messenger RNA from Alternaria alternata, 1764 nucleotides. Its product is annotated as HET-domain-containing protein. The record is from RefSeq and is a predicted model, not a curated record. NCBI's taxonomy places the organism in Eukaryota, Fungi, Ascomycota, Dothideomycetes, Pleosporales, Pleosporaceae. Bases 1 to 1764 code for a protein of 587 amino acids. The transcript has 3 exons.
AUGGAGCCAGAAGAGUGUCUGAGUGAGAGAUUUUCGUACGGAACAACUCCAGAUAGUUCUAUAGCAGAGUGCUUCGACAGACACGAGAUCAUCGAGGACGCAUUGCAUCCCUACGUGCUUGGCAUGAUGGCGACAUGGGUCAAAGAUUGCAACAGCCACCACCUGAACUGCCGACGGUCAACAAGAAGCGAUGCUCAGCUACCCACACGCCUCUUAGACCUUCAGUCGCUACCGGAAGGGACUGCCUUCGAAGGUGUCACGGGUGAUUCACGUGCCCUGCUCACAGAAAAAACACUCAAGCUUGUCGAAAAUAGUCCAGAUAGCAAAGGCCAGUACAUCGCAUUGAGCUAUUGCUGGGGAAAAGCGCUGCCAUACACAACGACCUCUACGAACCUGGGGAAGCAUAAAGAAGAUAGAGGGAUCAGAUACACCCAACUUCCUCGAACUCUUCGAGAUGCGAUAUUUGUUACUAGAUAUUUAGGCAUUCGCUACCUCUGGGUAGACUGUCUGUGCAUCCUUCAAGACGACAAUGCUGACUGGGAAAGAGAGGCUUCUCGAAUGGCUGAUGUAUACAAUAAUGCGUACUUGACCCUUCGUGCUACGCGUGCGAGUCACUGUAGUGAGGGCUUCCUACAUGCGCGCAAGGUCGUAGAACGUCGUGUCGUCUCGUUCGCAGAUGAGGAAGGCUCGUUUGACUUGUAUUUUUCCUACGACAUCCGGCCGUCACUGGAUACUGAUAUUCUGAAGUCGAUGAUUGAUGAAAGAAUCACUCUGCGACAGGAAGAGCCUCUUCUGAGCCGAGUCUGGGCCCUACAAGAAGGUGUACUAGCGCCUCGCACCAUACAAUUUGGAAGCUACAUGAUGAUCUGGGAAUGCUCGGAGGGAAGGUCCAGAGAAGACAGAUCCAAAGAUUCAGCCGAUAGAGAAAACUCUAUGGACGAUAUCGCCCGUGGGCUCAAGCACUUGAAAAACCCACCACGGUUUAGUCAAUCCACCGGGCAACGACAUUGGGACAAAGAAACUUCAUGGUUCCACUUCAUCGAGGAAUACACAUCCUGCAACAUGUCCUUCCUAUCUGACAAGCUUCCCGCACUGUCUGGUGUGAUCUCAGCGCUACAAAAGCUCACAGGAGAUAUCUGCCUUGCUGGUGUAUGGAAAAGCUGGUUCUUGCAAGGUUUGCUUUGGCGCCUGGAACAGCCCGACCGGGACAUUCAUGCGGGCUCCCGAAAAAAGCCUCAAAGAACUAUAACUUGGCGGGCUCCAACCUGGUCCUUCGCAUCAGUGGAGGGAGCCGUGACAUACGCACUUCUCUUGUGUGAUCCUGGCAUGGGGAUGUGUGCAGAACUGCUAGACUGCGAUGUCACGCCCAAGGGCGUCAACCCACUCGGGGAGAUAAUGGAUGGAUUUGCGAAGAUCAGGGCACGGAUCACUGCCCUGUUCGACGUAGCGACGCAGCCAUGGGAAAGAGGAAUGGUUUGUAAGAUUCGCAUGACGAAUAACAGGGUCGCAGACGGUCGCGUGUUCUUCGAUUUCGACGUCUUCGAAUCUUGUGAAGUGGUCAUGGUUACUCCGCAUAAUGGCAUUGCGAUCAUACCGGUGAACGUCGCUGAAUCGACCUACGUGAGAGUGGGAGCACUCUCGGUGUACAGAAUCAUCGAACCGUCGAGCAAGGAUAGCGAGCGUGAGAGUCUGAAUAUGUUUGGCCAAGAUAAGUCGCUGACCGCGUCUCACUACCCAGAUUCAAAGAUCAUCACCCUGCUUUGA